AAUAUCUUCUUCAGAAGACAAGAAAGAACAAUGAUAUGCUGAAAUACAUACUAUGUUUUCUGAAUUGUCUUAUGAUUUUUGAAUGGACACUGUUUACAAACAGCUGUUUCAGGCAAGCCUAGAUAUGGAAGCAACUGAUGAAGAAACAGCUGACAAUCCAGAACCAAGAAAAUGUAAGAGAAAUUCUUCAGUCCCAUCUUCACCUGUCAGAGAGAGAGAUUCAUGCAAAGGGAAUAAAAGACAGAGAUAUGAGGUCCCAAACAGUGAUUCCCCUUCCUCAUCUGAUCAUGAGAAUUUUGAGAUACAGAGGAAGAAGAAAAAUUUAAGAAGCUUUCAGAAAGGUGACUUAAAGGGAGUUAAGAAGAAUACCACAAAAAUUGGAGCCAGUCUGGCUGGUGUUGAGCAAAUGCAAAUAGAUGCAGUACAAUUUGAUGGCGUGGGUGGUCUUUCUGACCACAUUUCAUCUUUAAAGGAGAUGGUCAUUUUUCCCUUGCUUUAUCCAGAAAUCUUUGAGAGACUGAAAAUUGAACCUCCAAGAGGCUGUCUAUUCUAUGGUCCACCUGGGACUGGAAAGACACUGCUUGCUCGUGCACUUGCUAAUGAAUGCAGUCAAGGUGACACGAGAGUAACUUUUUUUAUGAGGAAAGGUGCUGAAUGCUUGAAUAAAUGGAUAGGAGAAUCUGAACGACAGCUUCGUUUAUUAUUUGAGCAGGCCUACCAGAUGCGACCUUCAAUUAUUUUCUUUGAUGAGAUUGAUGCUCUUGCUCCUGUACGGUCUGGUAAACAAGACCAAAUUCAUAGCUCUGUUGUGGGGACACUUCUGACACUUAUGGAUGGCUUAGACAGUAGAGGAGAGAUUGUGGUGAUUGGAGCUACCAACAGACUGGAUUCUAUAGAUCCUGCCUUACGAAGACCUGGACGCUUUGAACGAGAAUUCCGCUUCAACUUGCCAAACAAAGAGGCAAGAAAAGAGAUUUUCAAAAUUCACACACGAGACUGGAACCCGAAGCCAUCGGACAAUUUACUUGAAGAACUGGCUGAAGAAUGUGUUGGAUAUUGUGGUGCUGAUAUUAAAGCCUUAUGUGCUGAAACUGGCCUCUGUGCUUUGCGGCAUUGCUAUCCUCAGCUGUAUGAAAGUAGAGAGAGACUGCAGAUAAACAUGGAUUUGAUUAAAAUAAAAGCAAAUUAUUUUUCCAUGGCCAUGCAGAAGACUGUUCCAGCUUCACAGAGGGCUGUGCCUUCCCCUGGGCGGGCGCUAUCAGCUAUUUCAAAGCCACUGUUAAAAAACACACUGGAAAGAAUUUUACAAGCUUUGCAGAGAGUAUUCCCCCAUGCAGAGCUUGCACCAAAGAAGGACCAACAACAAGGAAAUUAUGUGAUUGACAGUGAUGAGGAAUCACCAUCAAUCUCUGAAGAGAAGCCAACUCAUAAAACACCUGAUCACAAAAAGGCAGAAUUCCGCACUUUUAGCAGAAAUCCUCGUGACCAGCCAACAUCUUACAGGCCACGGUUCUUACUGGUUGAAGAGCCAGAAUCUGGGCAAGCUUUUGAUUUGGCAGCUGCAGUAAUACAUACCCUUGAAAACUUUCCAAUUUAUACACUAGACACACCAACUUUGUUUGUUAGCACAUCACCAGAUGAAACAUGUAUACAGUUAAUGCGAGAAGCUCAAAGAACAGCACCAAGUAUCAUAUAUAUCCCACAAAUCCCUUCCUGGUGGGAGACUGUUGGACCUACACUGAAAUCUGUUUUUACAACACUACUGCAGAACAUCCCAAGGUUUACUCCAGUUUUGCUCCUUGCGACAUCUGAUGUGCAAUACAGAGAUCUCCCAGAAGAGAUAAAAGCAUUGUUUAAUAAUGAAUAUGAAGAAGUUUUCAAAGUCCCGCGGCCUACCUGUGCUGAAAGAAGACAUUUUUUUGAGGACUUAGUUAUGAAACAAGCUGCUCAACCUCCUGCAUCAAAAAACAACACAGCUUGGCAGCCAUUGGAAGUCUUGCCCGUAGCACCACCACCUAAGCCUCGACAGCUGACAGAGGAAGAAAUAAGACAGGUGGAGGAGCAGGAAGAGGAUACAUUGCGUGAACUUAGAAUUUACUUAAGGGAUGUGGCUCAUAGACUUGUCAUUGACAGACGUUUCAGACCAUUUAUGAAGCCUGUUGACCCAGAGGAGGCACCCAAUUACAAGGCUGUUAUUAAACAGCCCAUGGACCUCUCGACAGUUCUCUCCAAGAUUGACAUGCACCAGUAUCUAACUGCAGGAGAUUUUCUGAAGGACAUUGAUCUAAUCUGUAGCAAUGCUUUAGAGUACAAACCAUAUGAAAGUCCUGGAGAUUGCCUCCUGAGUCACAAAGCUUAUGCUUUGAGUGAUACUGCAUAUUCCAUAGUGAGGCACGAACUGGAUAAAGAUUUUGAACAACGCUGCCAAGAAAUUAAAGAAUCUCGUAAGGAAAGAGGGUGUAAGAAAACAGUCCCAAAGUGUAAUGAAAAAAUAACGAUGCCAGCAGUGCCUGUGGAUGCCAGUACCCCCUGCUCUAAUGAUAAGUCAAAAAGAAAACACAAAACAAAGGAAGACUCUUCCAGUAUUGCAGCAAAGAUGAAGAAUGUUCAGUUUGCAUCUUCCCAGGGUACUUUUGUGGAAGAACAUGAAAAUGUACUUCAAGGACAACAGAAAAAUGGGACAGAAAAUGAAAGAGAGAAAGUGACCCUUGUGGCUGAAUCUCUCACUGAAAGGAAGAGUGUCGUACUUCCUGAACAAUCAGACCUAAGAAAGGCAAGCGGCAUGCCAGAUUGGCAAAAAACUGGAACUUCUGAAGAUGGACAUUCAAAUGAUUCACAAGUCCGUCAUACAAAUUAUGCGGGACGUUCUCAGGUGGAUGAGCAACCGCAAGUAUGUGACAGGAAAGCAAUGAAAAUUCACACACGGGGAGUGUCUGUGGAUUACUCUGAGCUCAAACAAGUAUUGGAUUCUAUUAUUGUGGCAACUGAAAAUGUCAGUAUGUCUUGCAUGGAAAGACUUUAUGCUGUUCUCAGCCAGUGCAUUUACCAACACAGGGAAGAUGAUGACAAAACUGAAUUAGUGAAGGCAAUGAAGAAAGAAAUUGCUGCCUUAAAUUAUCUCUGAUACUUGACUUCAGUAUACUUUCUUUGACAUACUCUGAAGUUGAUGUAUGGCUCCCAAAUAGAUAAAUUAUGUAUAACAUCUCAGUAAUUGCAGCAGCUAUAGAAAAAAGAAUAGAAGAAAGAAACUUCUUUCAGUACAUAA
This is a messenger RNA of Corapipo altera (White-ruffed manakin), 3265 nucleotides long. Its product is annotated as ATPase family AAA domain-containing protein 2-like. The record is from RefSeq and is a predicted model, not a curated record. Bases 83 to 3124 code for a protein of 1013 amino acids. Gene Ontology annotation, biological process: positive regulation of transcription by RNA polymerase II. Gene Ontology annotation, cellular component: nucleus. Lineage: Eukaryota; Metazoa; Chordata; Aves; Passeriformes; Pipridae. The transcript is spliced from 23 exons. Gene Ontology annotation, molecular function: histone binding; ATP binding; chromatin binding.